AUGACGGGGGCUAUGGGUGUGUCAGAGUCGGGACGUGAAAAUGGUGAAUCUGGCUGUCAGGCGAAAAAGACUGACGACACCCCCGCAACGGACACUUCUCAGAAAAUGAGAGGGGGUGCUGAGUCUCGAUUUCGGAAAAGAAGCAAAUAUUUAUCUUACCCAUACACAAAUAGUGAACCAAGACUUAAAAGUUUUCCAGCUGAAACAGAAGAAUCAAAGACUCCAAGUCCUGCUCCUAAAGCAAAAGCUUCAAGCAGAACCAGUAAUCCUAAAAAUGGAUCUCUUUCAUCAACUAAAUUUGGUGGCAAUAGGUUCCAAAAUAACUGGUACAGAAAAUUCAUUAGCUGUAGUAAAAUGUGUAGUAAUCCAAAAUUCAUCGGUGCAUCUUCCAGUGACUUACUUUCAGGACUGCACUCUUUAGCUGUUGGUGGUAUGUCUCCAAUUAAAGAUAAGAGGUUUGAUAUGGUUGAGUGGUUCUUCUGCAAAUAUAGAAUAGCAAAGUAUCACGAUGAGACUGAGCUGGCUACUUCCCUGUUUAAUCUGAAUGAAGGGAAAACAUCGAAACCUGUGGACGAUGGUGUUGUGGACACCAAAAGUGAGAAGAAGAGAAAGAACACUCAAGCAGAAAGUGCAGCAAGGCGUAAGAUGAAAUCUCUUUUUGGCCUAUCCAAUACAAAUAAUAAUGUUUCUACUGGAGAUUGCACAGGUUCGGGGAAAAAAUCCAAACAAAAGAGGAAGGUGGAAGAAAUAACUUCGCAGAAUCAGCUGCAAAAUGCAGAGACGACUUCCCAAAAUCAUAAUUUCCCUUCUGAAAAAAAGACCAAGUCUAAAAAGAGACCGAAGUUGGAAGCUGCACAAGAGCAUCAGGGUGCUCAAUCUGCUUCGCAUUUGGAUGCAAAAAGUAUCGAAUGCAACUCACUAGUUGUAGAUUUGCAGGUUAUGCCCCCAUCUAUGUCUGUUGAUUUUCAUCAGAAAAGUAAUGGUGAAAUUAAGAAAGAACAAGUUUCUAUAGUUUCAAAUCCAAAGUUACAUGUCUCCCAAAGCGAGCUUGAUGGAAAUGUUACCCCUAGUAACUUGCUAGGGAGCACAUCGGAGGCUAGUACUGUCGCCCCUGAAGAACUUGUUGGAAAUAUUACCAAUCACAACUUGUUCAAUGAUACUACAUCAGAUGUUGACAUUGUCUCAAUAAAUAAAACAGGGAUGGAGGUAGCACCAGAGGAGCUGAUUGAAGACGUCUCAAUAAAUAGAACAGGGAUAGAGGUAGCACCCGAGGAGCAUCCACGAAAGAUACCUGAUUUGAACAGUAUUAGCUUUGAAUCAUGUUCUACAAGAAAAGAGUCUGAGAAUGUCAACAUGCUUUUACCUGAAUUGCAGUCACAACACCCAAGAGGUUUAUCUGCUUGUUCGAGAAUUACCAAAGCUGUAAACCUUGAUAGAGUGGAGAUCAUUGGAGAAUCACCUGGAACCUUUCUGUUCCUACAAUUUGCUCAAGGACCAGGAGUUGAUAUCCCAUCAAACGGGGAUUUGUUGAAAACAUUUUGCCAGUUUGGUCCUUUGAAAGCAACCGAAACUCAUUUGAUAAAAGACAACACCUGUGCUCAAAUUGUUUUUGUUAACAGCCCAGAUGCUACUGAAGCAUUGCGUAGUUUAGAGUAUAACAAACCAUUUGGUGCAAGUCUUGUGGGCUACAGGCUCCAUUAUCCUCCUGUUGUGGUGGCUCCACCAUUGGAGCACUUCCGGACUCCAACUCAGCCAUCUAUCUCUAUGUCAAUGUCUGGUGAGGCACCUCCUCCCCUUCAGGUUAUUAAGCAAAAGUUGCAGAUGAUGUCAUCAGUGCUGGAGAACUCGGGGAAUAAUCUUUCACCUGAGACGAGAGCCAAAUUGGAAAAUGAAAUAAAUAAUUUGCUUGGAAAGGUGAAUUCUAGGACUAAUAGAGUAUGA
Messenger RNA from Lathyrus sativus (Indian pea), 1941 nucleotides. The record is from the annotation of a GenBank genome assembly. NCBI's taxonomy places the organism in Eukaryota, Viridiplantae, Streptophyta, Magnoliopsida, Fabales, Fabaceae.